AUGGCCAUUAUGACGGUCCCUAUGAUGGCCGCUACGAUGAACAUUAUGUUGAUCGCUAUCCUGGCCAUCCUGGUGAGUAUCCUGGUGAGCAUCCUGGCGAGCAUCCUGAUGAGCAUCGUGGUUAUCAGUUUCACUGCUUUCUUCGAGGAAACCGCAGCCGCAAGCCCCUUGGGAGCGUUGGAGGCGUGCGAAGAGGCGUUGCUGUUACUUCGCUCGGAUACGCUUCGGUGGAAACUGUCCACGGGGGCGUAG
Aspergillus ibericus CBS 121593 is the source of this 252-nucleotide messenger RNA. RefSeq lists its product as uncharacterized. The record is from RefSeq and is a predicted model, not a curated record. The transcript is spliced from 2 exons. Lineage: Eukaryota; Fungi; Ascomycota; Eurotiomycetes; Eurotiales; Aspergillaceae. The coding region runs from base 1 to 252 and encodes 83 amino acids.